This is a messenger RNA of Cooperia oncophora, 966 nucleotides long. The record is from the annotation of a GenBank genome assembly. NCBI's taxonomy places the organism in Eukaryota, Metazoa, Nematoda, Chromadorea, Rhabditida, Trichostrongylidae.
AUGACUCGACAUGGGAAGAAUUGUACAGCUUCAUCAGUUUAUUCAUACCAUGAACGAAAGCGAGAUGCAAAAGUGAGUGGAUAUGGUACCCUUCAUGCACGAUUGGGGGCUGAUUCUCAUCAAAGAAUUGUCGACUCGCUUGGUUCCCUUACAAGCUGCAACCGUUGCAAGAAUCCAGUGAUAACACCUGGUGGGUACCUUUUUGAUCGCGAAGCAAUAUUGGAGUAUAUUCUUGCACAGAAGAAAGAUAUCGCUAAACGGACAAAGGAAUGGGAGAAACAGAACGCGUUGAACGAGGAAGAGUUGAGAAAGGCCCAAAAAUCGGAUCAGGAUGCUGCAGUGCGAAAGUUCGAUGAAGUCGAAGGCACCCCCGCACACCCAGGUUAUAAAAUUAGUGCUGAUGAAGCACGAGAAGGAAACUCUAACCCUUUGAAACGACCAGGUAGCGCAAUCACGGUCCAGCCUCCUCAGAAAGUGAAGGCACUGGGAAUCGAAGGCGAUAUCUCGAAUAUGAAAGGAGAGAGAAGCAAACAGUUACCAAGUUUCUGGAUCCCCGAACUUAAUCCCACGGCAAGCGCGUCAAAAUUGGAGAAACCGUCACAAAAAGUGCUAUGCCCUUUGUCUGGAAAGCCUUUAAAGAUGAAAGAUCUCAUGGAAGUCAAAUUUACGGUAAUGCCUAGUGAUGACGAAAAGAAGAGUCUUAUUGCAGCGAAGAUUCGAUAUAUGUGUGCUGUUACUCAUGAUGCUCUUACAAAUACCACAAGAUGUGCUUAUCUGAAGAAAUCGAAGAGUGUUGUCACUUGGGAUGUGGUGGAGAAAUUAAUACGGAAAGAUUGGCUAGAUCCUGUAAAUGGUGAGCCAAUGACGGAGGAUGACAUCAUUGAGCUUCAAAGAGGAGGUACUGGUUAUGCAGCAACAAAUGAAGUGAAAGCAAAAUUGAUUCGGCCGCAGUUGGAAUUACAGUGA